AUGGCCCACCACCGUUCGUACGGCACGAGGCCUUUCGGGACUCCUUCCGAGCUGUUCAAAUGCGCCGCGCGCGGCGUUCUUGUCAAUGUGCUGGCGGACCGGGUCAACAGCCCUCGCCGGGUGCGCGAACCGGAUCCGGAGUACGACCUCCUCUUCUCGGAGUUCAUCGAUCAGCAGCAGUUCGAGUCGCCGCCAACGACGCAAGUGCCUCCGAGGCCGGUCGCGAUCGUGCUGAACCAAGAAGGCACGACGCCUAUUGUUCCUGCAGCCCUCAGAGUCCAUGCGCAUGGGAGCGUCAGGGCCGGCCCGAUUGUGGGGGAGGUCCACAUGGGGGUGAUGGGAAGCCCGAGCUCAGUGCUUGAGCCCGAAGUUCCUCGCCUGGACCCGUCGCCCCUCCAAGAUCCGCCCUCGAACCCGCACCCAGAGGUCGAAGCCAACUCCGAACCACCCGUUCUCGACGAGAUUCCGGACAAAGUCGAAGAGGUGGCUCCGAAACCCAAGAAGUACGUGCGCGCGGUGUACGUCAAGUCCCGCUCCUCCGCACCCAUCGCCGGACCCGCCGCUGGGGAAUUCCUCGAGCUCGCCUCCGAGACUUCUGCCGCUCUUCGGUCGGAAGGACCGAAGCCCAAGAAGAAGUACGUGCGCGCGGUGCACGUCAAGUCUCGCUCCUCCGCGCGCAUCGCGCUCGCCUCCGGGCAGGCCCCUCCGCCCUCCGCCCUUGCCUCCGGUUCCGGUCAGCAGUCGACGCCUCCCACCGAGGUUGCAGUCAAGCGCCGUCCGCAGCCAGCGAAGAAGGCGAUCCACGCGCAACGGUCCCAGAUCAUGACACGCUCGGCCGCGGCCGCGUCGCGGAUCGUGGCCCGCGCGGAGACCCAUCUCAAGGAGGCUGCCGGACGCCGGCGUGGGCGCAAGCUGUAG
This is a messenger RNA of Epithele typhae, 918 nucleotides long. RefSeq lists its product as uncharacterized. The record is from RefSeq and is a predicted model, not a curated record. Lineage: Eukaryota; Fungi; Basidiomycota; Agaricomycetes; Polyporales; Epitheliaceae. The transcript is spliced from 3 exons. The coding region runs from base 1 to 918 and encodes 305 amino acids.